This is a messenger RNA of Aspergillus caelatus, 999 nucleotides long. Its product is annotated as FAD/NAD(P)-binding domain-containing protein. Bases 1 to 999 code for a protein of 332 amino acids. The record is from RefSeq and is a predicted model, not a curated record. The transcript has 3 exons. Lineage: Eukaryota; Fungi; Ascomycota; Eurotiomycetes; Eurotiales; Aspergillaceae. Gene Ontology annotation, molecular function: oxidoreductase activity.
AUGACCCACUCAACAGAUUACGACGCCCUAGUGAUCGGCGCAGGCCCUGCGGGCUUAGCAGCAGCCACAGCCCUAGGAAGAGCAUGCAGACAAGUGGCCGUCUUCGACUCCCAAGAAUACCGCAACGAAAGAGUGGAAGAAAUGCACAACGUUGUUCUCCACGACGGCCAGAAGCCAGAAUUAUACCGUGCGGCCGCAAUCAAAGCCAUAUCAAGCAAGUACUCGACGGUCACAUUCAUCGACACUGUGAUCAAGACAGCGACAGUAACGGCAACAGCCGUCAGCGAUAUGCACAAAUUCCAAGUUACAAGUACCAAUGAUGGUCACUUUCGUGGUAAAAAGCUGAUCCUUGCUACUGGGAGCAAGGAUUAUUUUCCCGACAUACCUGGCUACGCUGAGCUGUGGGGGAAGGGCAUCGUUCAUUGCCUAUUCUGUGACGGGUUUGAGAAGAAGGAUACCCCUGCUGGUGCUCUGGGAUUGGAGUCGCUGCAGGAUUUGGCUUCUGUUCUAAUGGCGCACCACAUGUCGAAUGGCCCUUUGACAAUAUUUUUGAAUGGUGAGUCGGUGACAAGGGAUGAGGACCAAAAGGCUCUGCGCGUGGCAAAGGCUCGAGGCUGUAAAAUUGAUCAGCGUGAGAUUCGACGUUUUUCUCGGGACUCUGCGAGUGGCUAUAUUCUCAUUGAGUUUACGGAUGGCUCGCAGUGUCAAAUCGGGAUUUUGUUACAUCAUCCCGAGACGGUCAAUCGUGCUUCUUCUCUUAUAUCUGGGUUGAACUUGGAGCUUGUGCAAGAUGGUGGACAUAUUCAGGUUAAGAAUGCGGUGGGAGAGACCAGUGCGAGAGGGUGUUUCGCGGCCGGCGAUACAGCGACUGCGUCAAAGAUUGUUUCAGUUGCUCUGGUGGGAGGAACGAUGGCUGGCAUUGGGGCGGCAAGACAGCUGGCGAUGGAUGAAGGGCUCUGUGCAGCAUACCAAGCAGAGGGAGCAAGUGCAACACUAUAG